AUGCAGGGAGAGAGUGAAGAUGUGAAGCCAAAUCAAGAAAGGAGAUUGAAAUCGACACAAGGAGACGAUCAACAGCAGCAGCAGCAGCCACCACAAAAAUGCCCUCGCUGUGAGUCCCUGAAUACCAAGUUUUGUUAUUACAACAAUUACAGUCUAUCUCAGCCUCGAUACUUCUGCAAGACUUGUAGAAGGUAUUGGACACUUGGGGGCACCCUGAGGAGUGUUCCUGUAGGAGGUGGUUGCCGCAAAGGAAAGCGCGCAAAAACACCAUCAUCUUCCAGUUCUGGCGAGAACUCACGGUUGCAGCAACAAUCGCAACUUUUGCAGCAUAACUUGGCAACCCCACAAAUUAUCCUAUCUUCUACUAAUUCAGGUAAUUCUUUAACUCCUGCUUUGAGGACCAAAGAAUCAGGGAAUUUGGCUUCACCUCCUCCUGGGAUGUCUUCGAUGGGGUCUUAUUUUCCUGGUGGUGGAUUCUUGACUUCUUUAGAAGCAAUUCAGUCUUUGAAUAAUAACCAACCACCAAUGCAGUCUUUCUCUCUUCAGCAUCUAAAUCAACCUGUCAAUCUUGGUGGAGAUUUAGGAGAUACUUCAAAUUUGGGUCUUUUGCAUGGUUUCAGUGCAGUUCCUGCAGCUUUUGGGUUACAAAAUCAACAGCAAAGGCAAUUCUACCAUGUGGGUAGUAGAGAUAACAAGAGCGUAGAACAUUCUUUUUAUCCACAUGAUCAAGAGAGCUUGAUUCAGUCAAGAAGGCCUGCUGCCACUUCUCAUCAGCAGCAAAAUUGGCAUCAAGGUUUUAUGAGCAAUAGUAACCCUACUGUCUCUGAUACUGCUUUGUGGAGUACAAGCACCAGCACCACCGUAGGGCAUACUAACAGUAACAUUAACAACACUGCUGGCUCCUCUUCUUUCAAUCAAGAUCAAUGGCAUCAUGAUCUGCCUGGAUAUGGACCUCCAUCAUGA
Dovyalis caffra is the source of this 963-nucleotide messenger RNA. Lineage: Eukaryota; Viridiplantae; Streptophyta; Magnoliopsida; Malpighiales; Salicaceae. The record is from the annotation of a GenBank genome assembly.